Morus notabilis is the source of this 1132-nucleotide messenger RNA. RefSeq names its product cytochrome c oxidase subunit 5b-1, mitochondrial. The record is from RefSeq and is a predicted model, not a curated record. Gene Ontology annotation, biological process: mitochondrial electron transport, cytochrome c to oxygen. Gene Ontology annotation, cellular component: mitochondrial envelope. Bases 258 to 764 code for a protein of 168 amino acids. Lineage: Eukaryota; Viridiplantae; Streptophyta; Magnoliopsida; Rosales; Moraceae. The transcript is spliced from 6 exons.
AGCACGUGUAUCGCCAUUUCUCACGUGCCAAGUCAAUCCCUCUCUGUAGUUCCCACCCCCAAAACCCAAAGAAUCCACAAAGACGACCCAUCGCCACCGUUGUCCUGUCUCCUGUGCUCUUCCCCAAAUCCCUCAUUUCUGCAAAAUCACUGUUACAGGCAAUUCUAUCAGCCACUUUCCUCCGGGGAUCUUAGUCCCACACAACAGGGCGUGACCUGAGAUCAUAAAUUCACAAUCCCACACUCAAUUCGAAAACGAUGUGGCGGAGACUUCUCUCUUCAUCUAACCUCAAAACCCUAACCCUAGCGGCGGCGGCCACCCCAUGCCGAUCCGCUUCCGGAGCCGUCCGAUUGGUCGACCGCUUCCCGGUUUCUGCCUCCUCCUCUCUCUUUGCCGGCAGUUUCAGCACCGAUUCAGCGGAUAAAAGUAUCAAGAAGAAGGUCGAGGACGUAAUGCCGAUUGCUACUGGGCACGAGCGAGAGGAGCUUGAGGCUGAACUUGAGGGAAAAGAUUUGUUGGAGAUAAACUAUCCUAUUGGUCCUUUUGGCACCAAGGAAGCUCCUGCAGUUGUCAAGUCCUAUUAUGACAAGAGAAUAGUUGGAUGCCCUGGCGGUGAAGGAGAGGAUGAGCAUGAUGUUGUCUGGUUUUGGCUGGAGAAAGGAAAGCCACAUGAAUGCCCAGUCUGCUCACAGUAUUUUGAGCUUGAAGUGGUGGGACCUGGAGGAUCUCCCGAUGGACAUGACGACGAUGGUCAUCAUCACUGAUUAUAGCCUGCGGUUUUCCUUCUGGAAUAAAGUCUAGGAAAUGAAGAGACAAUUUUCAGUACGCUCUGCAGAUUUCAAAAUUCAAAAGCAUAAUGUUUUGUUUGAUUUUGAUUGGUCCUAGUUUUGUUGUUGUUGCAUUUGCAACAUUUGAGACGGAAUCUUCUCUGUGGUAAUAUAGACACAGGCGGGUCUCCUAUUGGAACAAUGGAUUUCUUCAAAUGCAUUUGUCGAAUAAUCGUUGGCUAUUGAUUCUUUACCUUGAUUUGGAACAUUUUCAUUUUCCUCAAAAGGGGACUUGUAGCGUACAGAUUGUAAGCUCCUUCCCUUCCCCCCUCCUUUUGGAAAAAUAUUAAGCACAUUUGUUCUAA